This is a messenger RNA of Ahaetulla prasina, 2632 nucleotides long. RefSeq names its product enolase-phosphatase 1 (gene ENOPH1). The transcript has 6 exons. Gene Ontology annotation, molecular function: acireductone synthase activity; magnesium ion binding. Bases 219 to 1004 code for a protein of 261 amino acids. The record is from RefSeq and is a predicted model, not a curated record. Lineage: Eukaryota; Metazoa; Chordata; Lepidosauria; Squamata; Colubridae.
CGCUGCCGUCCCUCUUUUGAGAAGUCGCUUCCGGAAGCUUCUAUUUUAUUUUAUUAUUAUUAUUAUUAUUUUUUGCCGGCGCGGCGGCUGCCCCCCCCCGCCCGAUUCCCAGGGAAUUAAUUUUCCCGCGAUCGCGUCUGGUUCCCGUCCCCCCCCCACUCCACACCCGUCCCUCCCACCCCCGGGGAGAUCGGGCCAAAAGCUUCCUAGCCGGGGACAUGGUGGGCUUCACGGUCCCCGCGGAAGUCAGCGUGUUUUUGCUCGACGUGGAAGGCACCACCACCCCGAUCACGUUUGUCAAGGAUAUUUUGUUUCCUUACAUCAGGGAAAAUAUCCGCGAUUAUCUAGACACCCAUUGGGAAGAAGAAGAGUGCCAGCAAGAUGUUGGCCUGCUGAGAAAACAGGCUGAAGAAGACUCUCAUAUGGAGGGAGUGGUGCCUAUCCCACUGGAAACCAGGGAUGGAGAAGAAGAGGUUGAACGGGUCAUCCAGGCCGUGAUAGACAAUGUCCUCUGGCAGAUGUCUUUGGAUAGGAAGACCACAGCUUUGAAACAGCUCCAGGGCCACAUGUGGAGAGCGGCCUACGAAAAUGGCCGCCUGAAGGGAGAAUUCUUUAAGGAUGUCGUUCCCGCGGUGAAAAAGUGGAAAGAAGCAGGAAGGAAGGUGUAUAUUUAUUCCUCUGGAAGUGUGGAAGCUCAAAAACUUUUGUUUGGAAACUCUACAGAAGGUGAUAUUUUAGAGCUUUUUGAUGGUCACUUUGACACCAAGAUAGGACCUAAAGUUGACAGCGAGAGCUAUCAGCGGAUUGCUGCAAGCAUUGGAUGUGCCACAAACAACAUACUAUUCUUGACGGACGUCACUCAAGAAGCAGAUGCUGCCGAAGAAGCGGACAUGCAUGUGGCUGUAGUGAUCAGGCCGGGCAAUGCAGGACUGACAGACGAUGAGAAAUCGUAUUACAGACUCAUAACCUCUUUCAGCGAACUGUUCCUGCCGUCCUCUGCUUAAUUUAAUGUGCCCCUGGGAUUAAGGACGGGAUGGGGAAAGAGAGAAGAGCAGCUGGGGAAAUCCUCCUUACCGUUUAUUGUCAUUCCUGCCAGCGAUAAAAGAGUCUCGAAAACAGAACUAUUGGGCGCCUGACUUCCCCAAUGACACCGAAUUGGAACCCGAUGGAAAAUUUUCCAGUUCUGUGAUUGUAGCAAAAGCGAAGCUCUCAACAAGAGGUUGACUUGGUUUUUCUUUGGAUUUGCAAACGGAAGAGUCCAGAGGGUGCAACUCAAAAGAGAAGGUCCCCCUUGUCUUUUUGAGGUCAACCAGAGGGGUGCAAAGCCCACCUCCCAUUCAGUUCAAAGGGGCCAGCAGUGGAGACUUUCCUUAUGGGAUGUGUCUUGGGUAUAUACUACAAACGCCUCUUCUUUUAUUGGUGUCCCGCUUGAUUUGCAGGUUUUUAAAGUCUUCUGAUCUUCUUGUUUGUAGUGAAGGUAGGGGAAAUCCAGACUAUUUAUAGUUGGGGGAAAAAAGGUUGCAAGCCGAGCUCUCUGGAUUGAUUCGUCUUGGAAAGAAAAAGUAGCACAGGCAUCAUUAACUCAAAUCAAACAUGCAAGCUAGUAAGAACAUCUGUGCCAACUGGAACACGUUUGCAUGUGGAAGGCAUGAUUGAUCCUUUGUCACAAAAGAGUUGCAUGAUUGCUCAAAGGUUGUCCUACUUAACCUGGGGGGAAAGGGAGUGCUUUAUUUUUUAUUUUAUUUUUCCCUGGGAUCAAAUUGCUGGAGAAUUGCAUUCUAAAAAACCCUGCAGGUUAGUACUUUUACCUAUUGCGCUUGAAGGUGUAACAGAGACCUUAAUUGUUUUGGGUGGCAUCACUUGUUCCUUUUAUGUGCAGCAUUUCAAGAGUGAUAAGCAUGUCUCAAUGUCCACACCUCUUCCGUUCCGUUUGGUUGAUUUUUCAAGGCCUCCCGAGUGUUUUCAGCAAUCCAAAACGGAAAUACUUGUCUCUUCAGCAUGUUGCACAGUUUUAUGUUCCGCUAGAAGUGCUAUUUUGCAGUCCUCAAACCCUACUCCUUUUCCAAGAAGGAUGUAAGACGAACAAUCCCAAAAUCCCAUUGAACGGAACUUUUAAGGCCAAUAUUGUUUUCCAUUUGGCCAACCUAUUUAGGUGUUACAUCCUUGCUUGGAAAUGGGCCUAUUGUAACAACUACAAAGCUGGAUAAAGUACUGAAAAUUGUCAUCCCAAUUUAAUUGGAAAUGUCCAGAGAAUCUAGUAGGCUGCCCGGAGUCUUAACAAUGGAACCAAGCACAGAAUACUUAAUUCCAAAAUUUGAUGUCCUCUGUUAUGUAUGUUGUGGGCAGCCCUUCCAGUACUUGAAGAGGUUGUUAGAAUCGGCCUUGCGGUUGUGUUCCAGGUGGAAAGGGCUUGAAGUUGCACACAAACGAGUAGCUGAUUCUCAGAAAUCCACUAUACAAUCCAUGUAUGGUAGGAAAAGUCAGACAUGGUGUUAAAAUUCUCAUGUAUUGAGCUUAUAAAUCUCCUUUCCCGGUCUGGAGUGUGGCUCCAUAUUACCGAUUUAAUCAAUGUCGAUAUAGGUUUGUCGCCUUGUGGUGCAUGUCUUGCCUUUAAAUAAAAUCUAUGACUGAA